GCCUUCAUAGAGGCUUUGUGCACCACACCGCGUGACCAAGCGCUCGCGGUGCUUGGAGAGCUCUUGCGAAACCGCCCCACACUGGCUCCGGCCAUUGUGGGCUUUGCUUGUCCUGACUUGACAUAUGCACCAGCGCGGGGAAUCUCCGAAAAGCGAGCCAUGGGCACUUUAAAGUCCUUCUCGCAGAAGACGGGCUUCGGCUUCAUAGCCUGUCCAGAACUUCACGAGGCCCAACAUAGGUUGCACUCUUGGUUUUGCCCAGCGCAGAGACCCGACAAUUGACGGAACAACAUUGACUUCCUUGAGGACGGGGGUGUGAUAUUCAACUUGGAGGGAAGCUUAAAGUCCAACACUCUUAAUUUUUGCAGGCCCCACUGGCACAUUGUAAUUGUAGGUGUUGUGAGCAAUGAACAGUUAUGGUGUUUUCGUUUCGAACGGUGGGUAAAUCACAGGCUCAGACCACAUGCGAAGGAAGACACUGAUCUUCAGGUGUUUGGUGCUGACGUCUUUGUGCAGGGAACCCAACAUGGGAUGCGAGAAGGAGUUUUGUAGGCAGAAUUCAUUCAAGCAAAGGACGUGCUACUUGCACAAAGCAGAGUGCGAGUGGGGACUAGGCUGAUGCUCAUGCCAGGUCAAUAGGUCAAUAGGCAAAUUGCAGGAAUGCAUGAAAUAAGUUUGCGCCCCAUUAUAUAAGUUAAGUGGCCAGCUUUAUUGCAGGUUUUCUUUUUGGUAGGAAAGUAUUCGCGAGUAGAAAGGUGUUUGUGAUCAAACCAAAUCCCUGUGUGACCUUUAUGUGCCUGGCAGUUUUCGAGAAGUCUUGGAGCAAGUGGCAAGAAGCACACAUAUAUAAUGGAAG
This is a messenger RNA of Durusdinium trenchii, 856 nucleotides long. The record is from the annotation of a GenBank genome assembly. Lineage: Eukaryota; Dinophyceae; Suessiales; Symbiodiniaceae.